AUGGGUUUGUUGCAUGCCAAAUAUGGAGAUCUGAAGGAAUGUAUUGCAAACAAGGAAUAUGUGUGCUCUAAGUCUACAUCAUCUGUUUGGUGGAAAGAUCUAUUCUUGACACAAGGCCAGGCAGCGAUUGUGGAAGUAUCAAAUUUGUUCUCUUACAGGCUGGGCAGUGGAGCAAAAGUUCUGUUUUGGUUGGACAAACGGAUUUGA
This is a messenger RNA of Lathyrus sativus (Indian pea), 207 nucleotides long. The record is from the annotation of a GenBank genome assembly. NCBI's taxonomy places the organism in Eukaryota, Viridiplantae, Streptophyta, Magnoliopsida, Fabales, Fabaceae.